GCAGUUGGCAACGCUGGUGACAUGUGAAUGUGACAUAGGUUAUGUCAUUUGAUGGCGUGUUUGAGUAAAUUAGUAAAGUUAACUUGUAAUUUUAAAAAUGUUUAAUGUAAUUUUGUAGUUUUAAGGUGUAAUUAAAUACACAAAGUUUUGCAACAUAAAUAUAUACCAAUGGAUGUUGGUAUUUUGUAAAGACAAGUGACUCCUAUAGAAGCAUUGAAAAACAUCUGCAUUUAAUCAAUGAGUUCAAAAUGGCAAACAGUAUUGUUAAGGUAACUGAUGUUGCUGAUGACAUGAUUAAUGACAGUUUACUAUUGUUAGUCAAUGAAGAUGGGACUGUUACACCUGACAGAAGAACAGUAGAAGAUUAUUUGAGUUCUAAGUCUGGACCCACAAAGUUACAAAUAAUGCAUAUUGAUAAAUCGGACUCGAAAAGCAUUGAUGUUAUUGUUGACAAUGUAACAUACAUGCCUGAUAAUAUGGAAGUUAUAAACGAAGAGGAUGUUAUAGAAAAAGAUACUGCUAUAUCAAUGGAUGAAGUGGCUAGAAAUCUAUAUAAUUUUAAACUUGAUCAUGACUAUACUCCGUUAACAUCUCCUAAACCCUCACCCCAGUCAGAAGAAGAUGACGAACUAGCAAAAACAUUAAGUAUACUUCAUGGUAAUGAAAGCCCAGGGGAGAAAGAUACUACACCUAUAGUGAUAACAGUUCCACCUAAAAUAAAUAAAAACAUUAAUAUUAUAUCUUCUAUUACUAUACCACCUACUACUGAUUUAUCUUCAUCUCCUGGUACAUCAGGCACUGUAAUAAAAAAUGACGAAUCUGUUAAUGAAAUGUCCACACCAAAAAUGAAAGGCAAAGCCAAGAUGCUUAAUACACAAUCUUCUAAACCCUUGAAAAACAAAAAUUCACAAGAUGUAAAUAAGAAGGUUAAGGUUGUUAGUAAGAAAGACUUUAAUGAGUUGGAAGAAGAAGAAGAAAAAACUGAGUUAGAUGAUAAUGAAGAAGAAUCGGAAGAAGAAAUUGGAUUUGAUCCAGAGAUAGAAGACGACGAUGAUGAUUCAGAUUUUGACAUUCAAGAAGAACUUGGUGUAAAAAAAGGGAAAAGGGGUGUUAAGCACGGCAAGAUAGAGAAAAAGAGAAGCAAAAGACUGUCACAGUCUAGUACAACUUCCAAGCUACCAAAAUCGACAAAAAAGAAGAAAGAGCUUAAAGAUGAAGGUUUAAAAGAGGCAGAUUCUGUUGCAUCAAAGAGUGAAAAUAAAAAUGAAAAGGUUAAGACUAAGGAAAAGUCAACAGAGAAACCCACUGAACAAGAGACAAAAGAGGUAGAUUCUACGGAUUUAAAAUCACCAGAAGUGAAAACAGAAGAUGCCAAAACUGCAGAAAAGAAACACAAGAAAAAGAAAGAACCGCCCAAGCCUAUUCCAGGUGAUUUCGCUUUGUUUUCUACACCUGACAUUAUUCGUAAAGUUGGUGGGAAAGAACCAACAACACCAGGUACUGGCGAACAAGUUUCUACGCCACAAAAACCAGUUAAAAUUAACCCAGAACACGGUAAAACACCUGGAAAGACAGAAUCGGCGAUAUCACCAAAACCAGCUAAAAUUACACAAGAAUCGCGCUCUAAGUCAACGUCCGAAUCAUCAAAUUCUCAAACUUCAAAGCACAAUCGUCAUAGUCUGGACAGUAAGGAAAAACACAAUCAUCAUAAAACCAGCAACGAUCACAAAAAUAAGGAACGUCGGGAUAGUUUAGAUAAAGCAAAACAUUCUAAAAGUAGCGAUGAAAAGACCAGUAAAUCUGAACACAGUCACGAGAGGAGAAAUUCAGAAGUAAAUUCUGAAAAGAGGGAAGCUGUCUCCAGUGUAGAUAGAAGACUGUCUGAAUCCAGUUCAGACAGUAAAAGUUUGGAUAGCACUAAAUCCGUCUCAAAAACUAACCAGACCGCAAUAAAGAGUGAGCAAUCAACACCCAAGAAUACUUAUGCGCAACAAUUGAGGGAAAAUGAACCAGUUCCAAGUGCAGAAGAUAUAAGAGCCAUAAUAAUGAAUGAAGAUACCAAGACAUACACUACAAAUACAAUUCCAAUUCCGGACACUCCUGUAUCUGUCACACAUCCUCUGGAUGCAAACAAUCUAACUUUAGACGGAACUGGUUUAGAUCUUGAUCAAACUAUCUUAGAUAAUAUUAAUAACGACAUGAUCUCUGAAGAUAUUUUGUAUCAAGUGGCGCAGCAGUUAGUUUCAAAUACCGAAUUGCAAAAUGCUAUCGAUAAAGGUAUAAAUGAAGGUGUAUUGGAUACAAGCGGACUUCAGGAUUCCAUGGACAUUAGUCAAGUGAACGAUUCUUUUUCGGAAACUCCUAAACAUGAUAUUAUUAAAGAAGGAACCCAAAUAGUGAGACCUGAUGGAAGAGUAUUAGUUUUACCUCCGAUUGAAAGACCAACUACAAGAAGUAGGAACAAAAGAAAAGAAGAUAGCAAGCCUUCUUUUAAAACUGUUCAUAAGCCUUUGGACGACGAACAUGUUUCCGGCAACGAACUUGACAGUUCAGACGAAAACGAAGAAGAAUCCGAAGAUGAUCCUAACAAACUGUGGUGCAUCUGUAAUCAACCCCAUAAUAAUCGGUUUAUGAUCUGUUGUGAUACCUGCGAGGAAUGGUAUCAUGGAAAAUGCGUUAACAUUACAAAGGCUAUGGGUCAGCAAAUGGAGUCGGAAGGAAAAGAAUGGAUCUGUCUUUUUUGCAAGGAUCCCGCACUUAAGAGACCUAUGGCUGCAGCUAGAAGAAUAAGAAGGGCUUCCAGAAAUUCUCGACUUUCCUCUGACAGCAGUAAUUCGGCAACCAAAGUUGAGAAGGAAAAAUCUUCAAGUUCCGUUCCUUGCGUUGUUUGUCAAAAAGCUGCAAGAAAAAAUUCUAUAUAUUGUUCAGAGAGUUGCAUUUUAACUCAUGCACAAGGAAUUGAAAAGGUGGUAGUAUUUGAAAGAUCAACUGGAAAUAUGCUAACUGGAAACAAUGCUCCAAACGCAACAAAUCUAGAUCAGUGGCUUAAGGAACAUCCUGGAUACGAAGUUGUUCGAUCGGCUGGAAAAUUAGUAACUACCAAAGUUAAAAGUGGAAAUUUCACACAAUCCAAAUUGAAAUUUAUUAAAAAUCCCAAUAAUGAUGGUGUUUCACUUGCUGUGCAACAAAAAGGAGUAAAUAUAGGGGUUCUAAAACAUGCUCCUAAACAUAUAUCUCAGCCAGGCCAACAACAACUAGAGACUCCUAAAACGGUUAAAGUUAUAAAAAUAUAUCAUAAAGAUCCAACCAAUAAGGAAUCUAGAAUAAAAUUAAUACAAGCACAACCGCUUCCACAAUCGACUCGACUAGGUCAACAGACCCCGCCUACAAAACCAAAAGUUACUGUACAAACAACUUUAACUCCUAAAGGACCAACAACUCCAACAAUUAAAACUCCCAAAAAGGAUCCCUUAAAAGAUUCGAAACCAAAAACUCCCAAAACUAAGCAAAAAGAAGAAGCUCCCCAGCCAAAGAAAGAAGACAUCAGGGAGAAUGUGCAAAAAACUGUUGCGGAACAACUUGGUGUUAGACUUAAAGGCAGCGAUAUUAAAUUGACGGAAGAAGAGGUUAAGAAUAUAUCAACUGAGAUUGAGGCUGAACUUUAUAAAUGUUUUGGAGAUACAGGACACAAAUAUAAAAAUAAAUACAGAAGUCUUAUAUUUAACAUCAAGGACAGUAAAAAUCAAACUUUGUGGCGAAGAAUAUGUGAAAAAUCUAUAAGCUCCUAUGAACUGGUAAGGUUGUCGCCGGACGAUAUGGCAAGUCAAGAAUUAGCAAAAUGGAGGGAACAAGAGGCUAAACAUCAACUAGAUAUGAUUAAGAAAAAUGAAAUCGAGUUAUUAAAUUGCAAUAGACAGUAUGUUUUAAAAACACAUAAGGGGGAAGAAGUAUUGGAAGAUAAUCGACCAGGCAACAAAAUUGACAAUACAGAAAUAAUAAAAAGUCUAACUGAAGGUUCUACAUUACAUGUAGGAGAAGAUGAUAAAAAACAUAGUUCUAAAGAAAAAGAUAAAGAUAGAGACAAACGUGGCAGUGCUAAACACGCACACAAAGAUAAAAAUAGAGAGAAAGAUAGACAUUCUAGCAAAGAAAGGAAAGAUAGAGAUAAAGAACAUCGAAGUCGGCGGUCGUCGAGUCGUGACAAAGAUAGGAGCCGCAAACGAUCACGUAGUAAAGAUAGAUCGAGGCAUGAAAAGAAGAAAGAUAAAAGAAGCAGGUCCAAAAGUAAAGAAAGAGAAAGAAGUCGUGAGAGGGAUAAGAGUCGUGAUAGACACAGAAAAUCACAUAAAAGUUCGCGGCAUAAGAAGGGAAAUUUGAUUUCAUCUACGGAUAAUCUUGGCACGAAGGCUAAAGAGAUACUCGAAAAGCUGAACAAAAUUGCUCCUCCAUUUGAAGAUAAGCUUUGGAAGCAUGUUCCGCAGGAAGAUUUAACACCCGGUAAUGCACCAGUCGACAGUGACAGUGAUCAUGAAAUCCCUUCAUCAACUGUAACGAUUCCAACACCACCAAGGAGUCAGGAAUCUGAUGAAUUUCAGACUCAAAUUAGUCAGUCCUCCAACGAUUCGAAGAGCUCUAGCAAAAAUAGAGAAGUUGCAGUACUAGAAGAAAGAGGUCUUUCCCCUCCGCCGAAACAAUUGCCUUCGCAAAUUUGGAUGGGAACUAUUAAUAUGGUUGAUGUAGCUCAAAUAUCUAUUACUGCUCAUGAAGUGUCAGGUGAUUGCACUGGCUUAAACAAGGAACUAUCGGAAAAUUUAGAUAUUGUAGGCAGAAUUUCUCCAGAAACAGUAUGGGAUUAUAUUAGCAAAAUGCGUUGUUCUAACAGUAAGAUAAUCUCUUUGAUAAGAUUAACUGCUACAAAUGUGGAGGAGCAAAUGCCGUAUUUGGCAUUGUAUAGUUACUUGAGCAGCAGAAACAGAUUGGGAGUUGUAAAAAGUACCAACAAAGCUAUAAAGGACUUUUAUAUUUUACCAUUAGCUUCUCAGAAACCAAUACCACAAGCACUUUUGCCAAUUAAUGGACCAGGUUUUGAAGAGGCUCGUCCUGCUUUACUGCUAGGUAUAGUAGUUCGUGACAAGCGGAAAAGAGCGUAUACAGAAUCAACUCCAACUGCUGCUCCUACUCCUCACAAGAAAACAAGAGUUGAAGUCACGGUAAUACAGACUCAACCAACAACUCAAUCAAGGUCGUAUACCCCUCCCCCCGUACCUGCAGAAGUAACACCAGCCCCUGCUCCGCCCCUGCCUCCAUUACCACCAAAAGUUGAUCCACGUUUGGCUAAAAUUACCCCGCCAUUACCCCCUAUCGUUCCAGAUACGAUUUCAUCAUCUCCUGUGCAAGAAGAAGAUUCGCCUAUGGAGGAACCUGUCAAGCCAGUUCCUAUAUCUGAAGAUGAUGAGCCGUAUAGUCCUGAAGAUUCUGAUCCAGACACUGUUGUAACUGAAAGUAUGGACGUUCCUAGCGUUUCGGUAACUGUAUCAAAUGUUACUGCAAUUUCAAUGGAAACUACAACUGUUAAUGAAGGCUAUGCUACUAUUCCAGGACUUGGAGAUGCUUUACCGUCGUCCAAGAUGGAUAUUCAAAGACAAAUGGAGGAGCUUAAUAAACAAAUAGAGUUACAGAAAUCAGAAAUAACUAGUAUAACGAAAAAUAUUGCAACUGCCGGGUCAGAAAUUGCAGGUUCGGCUUUGGCUAGUAUCGCCUUACCCAGCAAUCUACAGCAAAUUUUAGACAGUAUUAAAACUAUCGCAACUGAGGAAAAGGCAACACCUGUCCCACAGGCAGCAGGACAAACAGAUUUGACGAUUCCAUUAAUCAUCCCUAAAACAUUUACGCGUCCAUUAUGUUCAAGUCCCAUGCCUGACGUGAACAGCGAUACAAUUCCUUUAAAUCUACCUAUUAAACCUAAAAUAAAGCCAUCUUCGGUCAACUCGCCGCUAAAUGAUGGUCGAGAAAAAUCGACGAGCGUAUUAGGUUCGCUAACUGAAGAGGAUUUAAUCAAGAAAGCCGCUGCGGAAAUGAUGGAUGAAGAUAGGGAUAAGAAGUCGAGUAAUAAAAACACUGUAGCCGCCCCUUCCCCAUCGUCUACACCUAAGACUACGUCUACACCUUUAGAUGCAGAUGUAACCUUGCCUCCCGUUCCUGGUGUAGAUUAAGUUAUUUUUAUGGUAUAAUAUGCACAGCUUUUAAUUGCAAAGAAUAUAGGUAAUGUGUAUACUUUAUGGCAGAGUUUGUUUUUCCUAUAUCUUUAAGGAAUAUUGCCUGUAAAUCCAACUAAGGUGUGUUAUAAAAAGCAAGAAGGAAAUAUGUUUUAGUGGCGAUAUUCUCAAAAGUUUCAAAGGCAAAGGAUGUACUUAAACUGCUGUUACUACAACAAAUAAUCUGUUAGUAUAAAAGAUUAUGGAUAAAACCUUGAUUUAAUUAGCGAAGUAAUAAGUUUUUUUAAUAAACUUAAAUCAUUGUCCCAUUUCCUACUCAUAUCAAUAAUUAUAGAGUUAUCGCUUAUUUAAGGUUUAUUAUUAUUUUUUUUAAAGGGAAUACUUCAUCUCUCUCUGUAGUUUUAUAGUUACUUAUAAAUAGUUCUAUAUGCAAUAGUUUUUGAGAAUCUUAAGAUACUUAGUGCGUGUCCCCACAUGAGGCGUACAGCGUAAUAGAGCCUAGGGCGAGGAGGACCGCGAAGCGUUCAAAUGCAUUAAAAUAAACCGAAGUGGCCCCACAUACAGCGCAGCGUAUUACGGAUUGGCGGGUAUUUUCUCACACUGUAAGCACUCCUCUCCGCCAUACGUUACGCUACCAGCUUUAUGUUGGGCUACGGCCUUACAAGUAAAAGGCUUCUGUAAAGGGCCGGCUACACAUACAAGCUUUACCACGAGCUUACCUUCACAAACCUGUUUGUAUCAGGAACUCGCUGUGUAUAGACGGUAAAACGGUAGCACGCACAAACCAAAAACCGCGGCUUGCGUAAACGUCGCACUGCUAAAGAUUUUAGUUUGUGCAAACCAAUUUGUGCGGUGAUAGCAUACGUGUAGACGGUAUCAGCUAGUUCAAGCUACAGUUUUGUGGCUCUUGUGGGUUUUGCUUUAAAUAAUAAUUCGUCACUUGACAUUUCCACGAACGGAACCACAAAUUCUGAAUAAAAAUAAUGAUGAAUGUGCGAUCUUACUUGCAUCGUGUGGACACCACACAGUGUCCUAUCUUGCGCAAACUAGCCCGUGCAGGCAAGUCGCUAACGUAUAGCUGUCGCUUAUAGUGUAUCAGACAAAAUAAUAAUAAUAUAAAGAGUGUGUAUUUAAAAAAGUUUAGAUUUUUUUAAUUGAAAAUAGUCGAAAUUCAUAAUUUCGCGUAUUUUAAACACUCUAUUUAAUUUUUUUCUUUAUUUCUAUAAAAUAGGUCUUCUACCAAAAAAAUAUAACAUUAUGUAACAUCAAUAAUAAUUUUUUUUUGGUUUAGUUUCUUUGACCUGGUAUACUAUAUAUUUUUUUCUUUUUAUUCUUGGCUUUAGGUCGUUGUCGUUUUAAAGAUGUUAGUUAGUAGAUUUCGUUUAUAAUUUUAUUUUCAUUGACAACGUUUUGACAGUCAUAUGUCUUUUUCAAGUCUUGAACGUAGAUUUCCAUAGAAUUAAAAUUGUAAA
Sitophilus oryzae (rice weevil) is the source of this 7687-nucleotide messenger RNA. It is a transcript of the gene pps, whose product is annotated as death-inducer obliterator 1. Gene Ontology annotation, cellular component: nucleus. Gene Ontology annotation, molecular function: protein binding. The coding region runs from base 249 to 6212 and encodes 1987 amino acids. The transcript is spliced from 27 exons. Gene Ontology annotation, biological process: DNA-templated transcription. The record is from RefSeq and is a predicted model, not a curated record. NCBI's taxonomy places the organism in Eukaryota, Metazoa, Arthropoda, Insecta, Coleoptera, Curculionidae.